Messenger RNA from Lodderomyces margitis, 360 nucleotides. RefSeq lists its product as uncharacterized. The record is from RefSeq and is a predicted model, not a curated record. The transcript has a single exon. NCBI's taxonomy places the organism in Eukaryota, Fungi, Ascomycota, Pichiomycetes, Serinales, Debaryomycetaceae. The coding region runs from base 1 to 360 and encodes 119 amino acids.
AUGAGCCACUCGCAAGUAACCAACCCAAAUCUAUACAGUUUACGUGAUAUACUCCUUCUAUCCCAACUUUUACACAUUAACAAGAUCCAGACCUUGCAAGAUUUAGAAUCAAUCGAUAACGACUUGUUCGAGGGUAUACUUAGUCAGUGGAAAACUCAUAUAUCAACACAACUACAACACAAGACCAUCAAGGUCAAUACGCUUAAUCAAUUGAAGGAAUUGUAUCGCAAAUUGUUGGACAAGUAUAAAGUGGACAAUACUGAGAGUUUGGCAAAUGAGGUCUACUACAUGAGAAUCGAAGAACUAGAGGAUACCAUUGAAAAGAAAAGAGAUGAGUUUACUGCUGUUUUGAAUUCAUAA